Molecule: messenger RNA, 3289 nt
Organism: Lates calcarifer (barramundi perch)
Lineage: Eukaryota; Metazoa; Chordata; Actinopteri; Centropomidae
Gene: b3galt2
Product: UDP-Gal:betaGlcNAc beta 1,3-galactosyltransferase, polypeptide 2
Exons: 2
Coding region: 1275-2600 (441 amino acids)
Cellular component (GO): membrane
Molecular function (GO): N-acetyl-beta-D-glucosaminide beta-(1,3)-galactosyltransferase activity
Source: RefSeq, a predicted model, not a curated record
AACGCAGCAUGAGCGUCUAAGUGGGUCACGUGAGAUGCUCCGCUAAGAAUGCAGUGACGUGGUAGAGUUCCGUCAGUGUAGCGGUGUCUGACAGCCAGCUUGCCCGGGCCAGCAGCUGCCUUACUCGGCUGAUAAAUCCGACGGGGGUCCGUCCAAGGCGGAGCGGAGGAGAGAUCCAGGAGAAGAAAAACAAAAGGGAGCAGACUGAUAAACCGAAGCGGGCAGGUGAAAGCAGACGAGUUACUGUUAUUGUUUUUCCUGCAGGACUCGGGAACAUGUUUUGGCAGUGAUUGGACUCAGAGGUGCGAGAGGAUAUAUGUAUAAAUAUAUAUAUAUAUAUAUUAUUUUGUUUUCCUCCAUCGCUCUCACUGCGCUUUUACUGUACAACAGCCUGCCGAGCAUCGUGAAAGACCAACCGCACUCCCGCUGCUCUGCUGCCGAUGUCCCUUCUUCCUUCCAGCAGAUCGGGCUCCGGAUAAACGUGUGUGGAUGCUGUGGUGUUUUCUCUUACAUUUAUAUUAAAUAACACCCCUGGAAACGGACAUAAACUUGAACAAGAUCAGGAAACAACAGUGAAACAGCGAGGGGAAGCAAAAAUAUUUAUUAAGUAGUGAGGUAGAGGGGAGCCGUGGUGUAUAACGGACACAAGGAGCAGGAGAGGGAGGAGAGGAGGAGUCGCAGCAGGAGGAGAACCAAAAACCUGCAGGUUUGUUGAGCCUGUGGGGAUGAGGACGAGGGACGUAACAUAUCCAAGGUGUCAGUGUGAUUAGGACAGGGAGCGGGAAAAGAGAGGCACUAAAAGCCCAGGUUGUACCUAAGCGAAGGAGGCGGUGAUGGCGGGUAAAGGAACCGGGGUCCACACACUCCGUCAGCCGACCGCAGCCCUGUCAGCAGCCGCAGCAGCAGCAGCAUGAUGAGGAGGAGAUUACAGAGAGCAAACACAGAGGAGGUGACCCUUAUCAUAUCCUGAAGGAGACAAGACAUAGAGCAUGACCCUGUGUUUGUCUACAGUGCCAAAGAAGAGCCAGGGAGAAGUCUCUAUGGCCAGGGAAUCAUCACCAUCCUAGCUCCACCAGGAGCCCUUUUAAACGUGCCCCAAGCUGCACUGGUGGACUCAAACGUUCCAAACUCCACCAGGAGCCUCACUCCAACCCAUCUGCCAGCUCAGAUAACCCUCUGAUUGUUGGCAACCACAUGUUUGAGGUGACUGUUUUUGACUGCCGGCGCCGCCCAUUCUUGAGCAGCAGCAGCCUCCUGCGACCCCGAUCUGCACCAUGCAGUGGAGACGGCGGCACUGCUGUCCCAUCAAGAUGACCUGGACCGUCAAGCGUUCGCUCUUUCGGACCCAUGUGGCAGGCCUCCUCUCACUGGCUUUGCUCUUCACCCUCUUCUUAUUUUUCAGUCACCAGGACUGGCUGCCGGGACGCAGUGGGCCCCGAGAAAACCCAUUGACCUACACCAUCAGGGGCUUCCGCAGCCCCAAGGGAGAAGCCAACCAGAGCAGCUCCCUGAGGAGCCUGUGGAGGGAGACCGGGUAUGUAGCGCCAAAGCCCCUGCUCAACCUCAGCUCUCAGCAGGCGGAGGGGGCCGCAGGAGAGGCAGGAGGUGGGGGAGGCGGAGGAGGUGCCAGGAUGGGUGUAAUGGGGCUUGAGGACUCCAUGAGCACUAACAACAGUUUACAGAAGGAGAUGGGUGUGGGAGGGAGGCUCAGUGCUCAACCCUACCGUUACAUCCUGAACGAGCCCUUCAAGUGCAGGGACACCACGCCUUUCCUCAUACUCCUCAUUGCUGCAGAACCAGGCCAGACUGAUGCCCGCAACGCCAUCCGCCAGACUUGGGGGAAUGAGAGCGUAGCAAUGGGCCUGGGGUUUGUCCGUCUUUUUCUGCUCGGCACUGGAAAGAGCUCCGACACCUUCCUUCAGAGCAGCAUAGAGGAAGAGAGCCGUGUUUAUCAUGACAUUAUCCAGCAGGACUAUCAGGAUACUUACUACAACCUGACCAUCAAAACCCUGAUGGGCAUGAACUGGGUGGCCACAUAUUGCCCACAUGCCUCCUACGUGAUGAAGACAGACAGUGACAUGUUUGUCAAUACUGAGUAUCUCAUCCAAAAGCUGCUGAAGCCCGAGCUGCCUCCCAAGCAGAGGUACUUCACCGGCUAUCUGAUGAGGGGCUAUGCACCAAAUCGAAACAAGGACAGCAAGUGGUACAUGCCGCCGGAAUUGUACCCCAGUGAGCGCUACCCAAUAUUCUGCUCGGGCACGGGGUACGUGUUCUCAGGGGACAUGGCCGAGCUGAUCUACCAGGCCUCUCUCAGCAUACGCAGGCUGCACUUGGAAGACGUUUACGUGGGGAUUUGCUUGGCGAAGCUGCGCAUCGACCCAGCACCCCCUCCCAACGAGUUCCUCUUUAACCAUUGGCGGGUGUCUUACUCCAGUUGUAAGUACAGCCACCUAAUCACGUCCCAUCAGUUCCACCCUAAUGAACUCAUCAAGUACUGGAACCACUUGCAGAGCAACAAGCACAAUGCCUGUAUCAACAUGGCCAAGGAAAAGAACGGCAGGUACAGACACCGAAAGUUUCACGGAGAAAGGCCUCCAUGAUGCAUCCUGUGACUACCACCCACUUAAAAAAAAGGGAGAUAGGCGCAGAGGGCAUGUUGAACUCAGCACUACACACUAUAUGGGGAAAAGCACAUUUUUUUUGGUAUUGUGUACAGUCGAUGAUCCAAACUAUUUUUUUAAUUUGAGAAAAAAUGUUAAGUAUUGUAAACCUGGUGAGCUAUUUCUAAAGGGAAGAGUGGAGAUCAUGCCUGUGUGAUGUGGAGCGUGCAUAAAAAGUACAGCUAAAUAUUAGUGUUUAUGAUGAUUCAGGUGCCAACAGAGAGGUUAUUCAUGCUACAGUUAAUGUGAGGGUUCUCCUCUAAAGGGUAGUACAGUAUGUCACACUCUACGAAGCUUAAAAGACAAAAAUUAAGACACAAUUGUGUUUACACAGACAAAGGGAAAUGUAUGUGUAUUAUGUUGAAAGUUACACUACCUAAAUAUGAAUGAAAGUAUCUUUAACGUUGACCAGUUAUGCUGCCCUGUUUCUCAGUGUUUACUUUACAUAUUUAUCAAAGAACACAACUCUAAAGAGAAGGUUUAUCUGUCAUAUACUGUAUUUUAUUUAAAAAAAUCACUCAGAUUCAUGUCAGAGAUGACUGAGAUUGUAUUUUUUAAAGCUUUACAUUGAGUAUGACUGCACUUGACCAAAUGUGCAAUGAAUCAAUUAAUUAAAUGUACUGAAUUCA